Molecule: messenger RNA, 1260 nt
Organism: Nanorana parkeri
Lineage: Eukaryota; Metazoa; Chordata; Amphibia; Anura; Dicroglossidae
Product: growth/differentiation factor 6-A-like
Exons: 2
Coding region: 1-1260 (419 amino acids)
Biological process (GO): SMAD protein signal transduction; BMP signaling pathway
Cellular component (GO): extracellular region
Molecular function (GO): cytokine activity; growth factor activity
Source: RefSeq, a predicted model, not a curated record
AUGGAUCUAAGGAAGGCUGCCGCUCUGUGUCUAGGGCUGUGGAGCGCCUGGCUCUGGGCUGGCCAGAGUCCCCAGGCUGCGGCAGUGCUGCCCACCGCACACAGGCAAGAAACUGCCAGGAGGGCGCUGCCAGCUACCCAGGAGACUGGCACCCCGCAAAGGGAUACCCACCGGCACGUCACCUCCAGAAAAGAGAGCUGCGGCAAGGCUGCCGUGGUGCCCCAUGAAUACAUGCUUUCCCUGUACAGGAGACUAUCCCGCAAGGAACACAGAGGGCUGCACAGCAACAGCACACGGGACAGGGCAGCUGCCAACACGAUUGCCAGCUUCGUGGACCAGGAGCACGAUAAAGUUCCUCUUCAGUCCCUGGAGCAGAACUACCUGUUUGACACCAGCACGUUGUCUUCCUUGGAUGAGAUUGUGGGCGCUGAGCUAAGGAUUUUACGCAAACCUCCUGAGAACAUAAGCCUUGUGGUAUUAGACUCAGGGAAUGUUGUUCACCUUCACCUUUACACUUGUGUUACCACCUGGGAGGAGCCCAUCCUCCUAGACUCCCGUACUGCUGACCUUAUGGCCACCUUCUCCAAAUGGGAAGUAUUUAAUGUCUGGAAUGCCAUGGACAACAGGAAAAGUCCUGGUGAGCAUUUGUGCUUUACCUUAAAGAUAGUCUCUGAUCUCACAGACCGAUACUUGCCUCCAGCCCAGCUUGGAUUUAAUCGCUUGGGUUUAGCAGAACCGGAAAAAGCUUUGCUGGUGGUCUCCUCCUAUUCUAAGAGGAAAGAGAACCUUUUCAAGGAGAUAAGGGACAAAAUUAAGUCAAUGGAAAACCCUAAAGGAGCAGAUCCUCCCGAUCAUGACCAAAGGUCCGUCAUUAAAAGAAGAAGGAAAAGGACAACGUUGCCAACCAGGACAAGUCACAACAAAGGACAAGGCAAAAGGGCUAAAACAAGGUGUAGUAAGAAGCCCUUGCAUGUCAACUUCAAAGAGCUUGGCUGGGAUGACUGGAUAAUAGCCCCGUUGGAUUAUGAAGCUUAUCAUUGCGAGGGUAUGUGUGAUUUUCCUCUAAGAUCCCAUCUGGAGCCUACCAACCAUGCCAUAAUCCAGACCUUAAUGAAUUCAAUGGACCCGGAGUCCACGCCACCCAGCUGUUGUGUCCCUUCCAAACUCAGUCCUAUAAGUAUCCUAUACAUAGACUCUGGCAACAACGUGGUCUACAAGCAGUAUGAGGACAUGGUUGUAGAAAACUGUGGUUGCAGGUAG